Molecule: messenger RNA, 1192 nt
Organism: Synchiropus splendidus (mandarinfish)
Lineage: Eukaryota; Metazoa; Chordata; Actinopteri; Syngnathiformes; Callionymidae
Product: ankyrin repeat domain-containing protein 66
Exons: 4
Coding region: 524-1015 (163 amino acids)
Molecular function (GO): protein binding
Source: RefSeq, a predicted model, not a curated record
GAGACGGUGCACACAUCUAUAUCGUCUUCCUAAGUUCAGUUCACCUUAUUCUGGGUUGGUGGAUCCAAAAACAGGGACUCCUGCAGCUGCAGGGUUCUGUAGACAUUUGUCACGUCAUGAAUCUUAAAUGAAUCUCAGGAACAAACUUAAAGAACAGAUUUCUAAAUCUGAUCAUCUGCUUGAGUCGAGCUGCUGCAACACACUGUUAUUUAUUGCUAGAUAGUUCCAGCUGCUUCCGUCACACAUCAGGUCCAAACUGAAUCGUGGGGUUGAAAAACUCAAAUGCCACUGGCUAGAAAUGAGUCUGUACUAUUGUCUUUCCAGAUCUGCGCAUACAAACUUUAAAUAUCUGCGUCACUGUGCACGCAAAUAUCAGACAUUUAUCCCAGCGACCAAGAAGGAUUUCAAAACAAGCUAUCUGGAUUGGCGACGUUGCUAUAUCGCUGCUCUCCGGCAGGUGUCGGUGUUAUUCCGUCCCGCUCCUUAUUGUUUAUACUUCGGUUGCUAGGCAACCCUUCCAAACAUGACAGAGUUGCACCAGGCGGCAGCAGCAGGGAAUCUGGAGCAAGUGCUGCAGAUCCUGAGGAAGAACAAGUGCAGUCCGAACGACAAGGAUGUGGACUGGAACAACAAGACGCCGCUGCACUGGGCGGCCGAGAGAGGAUACACUGAGAUCGUGCGGGUUCUGCUGGAGCACGGAGCCCGGCCGUGUCUGAGGACGGACUACGGAUGGACGCCGGCGCACUUCGCCGCGGAGUCCGGUCAUCUGCCCGUGCUGUCCCUCAUGCACUCCUUCCACGCGCCGCUCGACAAGAAGGACGGCAGUGGAGACAAGCCGAUACGGAUCGCAGAAAUCUACGGACACAAGGACUGCGUCCAGUUUCUUAAAGGAGCUGAGAUCGAGGGCGUUGCCUUUCGCAAGCUGGCGGAGGAGAGUGGGAACCUGGAGGAGGACACGGACGAAGAAUGGGGAGACAAGGAGGCACCCAAGAAGAAGAAGAGGAGCAGCAAAUGAGCAGUGCUGGAGUUUUUAAUAGAGCAGUCACUCAUUUUACCAACCACCUGUGAGAGAAAGUCCAUUCGGCACACCUGACUGCUGCUUUCUCUGAUCGGGCACUGAGGUAUCUUUGGACCUGGGCCUGGUUGACUCCAUAGAGGGACAGCAUCAGGAAGACCCCACCAACUCCCAGGG